AUGGAAGAGGAGGCCCGGCCGCCCCUGCUCCCGGUGCGCAUCCCGAUGAACGGCGAGGACCUGGCCCCUGCCGCCCCCGGCGCGUGCGCCGUCGGCGGCGGCAGGGCGGAGAUCGACACCUCGGCGCCGUUCGAGUCCGUGCGGGAGGCCGUCGACCGCUUCGGCGGCAGCGCCGCCUGGAGCUCCCACCUCGUCAACCGCAUCUUCGCGCACCACAAGGUCAGUCCGACCUCCUCCUCCCCGAUUCCAACCUUCUCGCCGCGGCUCACCAUGGCCCGAUUUACAUUCUUGGCGGAGGAAAGGAACCGAGCCAAGCAGAACCAGACUGUGUGCAUGGGGACUGAAGACGAGCAAUGCGCCAAUCUGGCGGAGCAGACCGCGCAGAUAGAGAAGGAGCUCGGCGCCAAGGAGAGGGAGACGCUCGAUGUGCUCAAGCAGCUCGAGUCCGCCAAGAGGAUCAUCGCAGAUUUGAAGCUCAAGAUUCAGAAGAAAACAGCUGAAGAUGCAUUGCAAGCUGAAGAAGAGAAGCAGCAGCAUCCAGAGAGCAACUGCUCUCUCACUCAAUUGUCCACAGCAGAACCUGAAGUGAAGCAGCCCGAAGGAAACGCUGAAGCUGCAGAAGAAGUGCAGAUAACAGAGCCUGAAGUGAAGCAGCAGCCUGAGGAAAAUGCAAAUUCUGGAGCUGAUGUGGACAUGUGUGCCGGUCUAGACGAACAAGAGCAGCAGCAGCAGCAUCCUAACUUGGUUCUGAUGGAGCUCGAGCAGGCAAAGUCGAACCUGAACAGAACCACGGGUGAUCUCGCUGCCAUCAGAGCCUCCAUCGAGUCGCUGCGUCAUGACAUAGCGACGGAGAAAGUCUUGGUGGAGAGGAGCCGGGCGAAGGUGUCCUCGGAUGCCACCUUGGUUUCUUCUCUGAAGGAGGAGCUGGAUCAGACCACGAAGAAGCUGCAGACGCUGAAGGAUCUGCAGAGAAGGCGCGAGGAUCCCUCGGACAUCUUCUUCGAGAUCAAGAGGAUGACUUCAGAGAUAGAGCAGCUCAGGAAUGCAGCAAAUGCGUCGAAGUCUGAAGCCAUGAUGUUAGCUGCCGAGAUUGAGCAGACCAAGGCUACCAUCGGCACUGCUGAAGUGAGAUGUCUUGCUGCCAAGAAGAUGGAAGAAGCAGCAAGGGCAGCCGAAGCUCUUGCACUAGCUGAGAUCAAGGCCCUACUCUGCAGUGAAGCCUCAGCUGAAGACCUCCAGGGCACAGAUGGAGUGAUCCUUUCAGUGGAAGAGUACUCCGAGCUUGCUUCGAAGGCUCGAGAGGUCGAUGAAAGCUCAAGGAACAAGAUUGCAGCUGCCAUGGUUCAUGUAGACGAAGCCAACCAAUCAAAGUCAGAGUCACUCACAAGGCUAGAGGAAGCCAAAAUGGAGGUUGAGGAGUGUAAGAAGGCACUGCAAGAGGCCCUGAAGAGGGUAGAGACUGCCAACCGAAGAAAGUUUGCGGUGGAAGAGACCCUUCGCCGAUGCCGGUCCGAGACCGGACACAAGAGGCGCUCAUUCCGUGGCUCCCCCAAGUUCAAAACUGCAGCACAUCGUCACAGAGAUGAUUCUCACUGCAUGGACAUCGUCGAUGUUUCAGACAACUCCAUGAAGCCGACACUGUCGAUCGGGCAGAUACUGAGUAUGAAGCUAAUGGGGCCUGAUGGGUACGACAAGAGCGUGUCGGAUGACACGAGUACGAGUGAAACUUCUAGUGUCUCCCUUGGCCAGAUCCUGAACAGGAGGCAGGCAAUCUUGACUUAUAGCAGUGAUACAAGUGCUAACAAGAAAUUCUCCGGAAAGAGGAAGAAGUUUGCCUUCACUGGACUUUCAGUUUUCUUGGCAAAGCAGGCCAAGAGCAAGAAAAAGAGAGGGUCAGAUGAGAACUGA
Molecule: messenger RNA, 1908 nt
Organism: Triticum turgidum subsp. durum (durum wheat)
Lineage: Eukaryota; Viridiplantae; Streptophyta; Magnoliopsida; Poales; Poaceae
Source: the annotation of a GenBank genome assembly